Messenger RNA from Moneuplotes crassus, 647 nucleotides. The record is from the annotation of a GenBank genome assembly. NCBI's taxonomy places the organism in Eukaryota, Ciliophora, Spirotrichea, Euplotida, Euplotidae.
AUGUCUAGACUCUAGACUCUAGACUUAAUCCCUUGUCUUUCAAUUCUCCUUUCUUUCUACAGAUCCCUCACUUGCCACUCUCCUUCGGCCUGACUCAAAAUUCGUCUAUACCAUUUCCCCAAUGAUUUACCAAAUUUUUAGCACGAUCAAAACUAUACACUACAAACAAGCCAGAUAAGGACUGUUUCACAAACUGAACCCACAAAUACAAGAGCCAUAGAAGAUGUGUCAGUGAGAUUGCUGAACUUGCUCCAUACAGUAUGAGCUCUAACUCCCAAAAAAAAGAGGAGACAUUGACCAAGAGCCACACACAUAAGCCAGCAGAGGCUCAAAAGGAACCAGAACAAACUUCUGACAACCAGAAAGAAUAUAACUUGCUUGAUCCUGAACAACUAGCAUCUUACAUCGGUUUCACACCUGAGCAAUGAAUCAGCACGGUUAGUCAGAUUGACGGAGUACUCGCGAGGGAAGACACCGAGUUCAGACUGAAAUCUAGAUCAAAAUACAUGAAACUUAUGCAAAAGAAGAAGUUUAGAAUAUCUAGCCACAAGAACAUCCCAGAGAUGAAAUAAUUUUCAUAGGCGGACUAUGAUUUUCUUCCUGGGGAAAUUCUAAUUCAAUAAACCUACCUCAAUUUGUAGUAAAAA